GCGGAAUCCCACAAUACCAGGCGGGCUGUGAGCGCCGAGCCGCCGCCGUCGCUUUAAUGCAAGAGGAAGCGAUGCGGAGCGGGGGAAAAUGGCAGAGUUGCAGAUGUUGCUAGAGGAGGAGAUCCCGUCUGGCAAGCGGGCGCUGCUCGAGAGCUACCAGAACCUCACUCGCGUCGCCGACUACUGCGAGAACAACUACAUCCAGGCUCCAGAUAAAAGGAAAGCGUUGGAAGAGACCAAAGCCUACACGACCCAGUCUCUAGCCAGUGUUGCUUAUCAGAUCAAUGCACUGGCCAACAAUGUCUUACAACUGCUGGACAUCCAAGCGUCCCAGCUCCGGAGGAUGGAGUCUUCCAUCAACCACAUCUCCCAGCUGUUUUACAGGGAAAUCCGGGACAGGUUGGUCGGUGUUUUUGCCUCGGAGCGGCCGCCUGCGACUGUGGACAUCCACAAAGAGAAGGUUGCUCGCAGAGAGAUAGGCAUUUUGACGACCAACAAGAACACGUCGAGAACCCACAAAAUCAUCGCGCCAGCGAACAUGGAGCGGCCUGUAAGGUACAUUCGAAAACCUAUAGACUACACGGUGCUGGAUGAUGUUGGCCAUGGUGUCAAGUGGCUAAAAGCCAAGCAUGGAAAUAACCAGCCUGCAAGAACUGGCACCUUGUCAAGAACAAAUCCGCCUACACAAAAACCACCAAGUCCUCCCAUGUCAGGCCGGGGAACUCUGGGACGAAAUACUCCUUACAAAACCUUGGAGCCUGUCAAGCCGCCAACGGUCCCCAAUGACUACAUGACCAGUCCUGCCAGGCUGGGCAGUCAGCACAGCCCGGGAAGGACGGCGUCCCUGAACCAGAGACCGAGAACACACAGCGGGAGCAGCGGGGGAAGCGGCAGCCGAGAGAACAGUGGCAGCAGCAGUAUUGGCAUUCCCAUUGCCGUGCCUACGCCGUCGCCGCCCACCAUCGGACCAGCACCCAUUUCUGUUCCUCCUCCUCCUGGAGCACCGCCAGCACCACCACUGCCUCCACCUCUCCCGAUGGGCAGUCUGAUAGCUGCUCCGGGCUCAGCUCCUGGUUCCCAGUAUGGCACAAUGACCAGGCAAAUCUCGCGGCACAACUCUACCACUUCUUCAGCAUCUUCUGGUGGAUACAGACGGAAUCCUUCUGUGACUGCCCCAUUCUCUGCUCAACCUCAUGUUAAUGGCGGGCCUCUUUACUCUCAAAAUUCAAUUUCCAUUGCUCCCCCCCCUCCCCCUAUGCCUCAGUUGACUCCACAGAUACCUCUCACAGGCUUCGUGGCCAGGGUGCAGGAAAACAUUGCCGAUAGCCCGACUCCUCCCCCCCCACCGCCUCCCGACGAGAUGCCGAUGUUUGAUGACUCUCCUCCUCCUCCGCCACCGCCCCCUGUGGAUUACGAGGAUGAGGAGGCUGCUGUUGUGCAGUACAGCGAUCCCUACGCGGACGGAGAUCCCGCCUGGGCGCCUAAAAACUAUAUAGAGAAAGUUGUUGCUAUAUAUGACUAUACAAAGGACAAAGAUGAUGAGCUGUCGUUCAUGGAGGGUGCAAUCAUUUAUGUGAUAAAGAAGAACGAUGACGGCUGGUAUGAAGGAGUUUGCAACCGAGUCACUGGCUUAUUUCCUGGGAAUUAUGUCGAAUCAAUCAUGCACUAUGCCGAUUAAAAUGUUUUGCUUUUCAAGUUGGGUCUUGUAUUCAGUCAUACCAUGAUUAUUUACAAGGGGUAACUAAAAGCUAACAGAAUUGUCUUAAUAUACUUUGAAAAAAUGUGCCCAUUUCUUCAGGCCAUGCUGUUUUAAUGGUAUGAUUGAAUGUCCAUCUCUCAAAGUCUCUGGAGACAGUAUGUCUUACUGAUGGCAAUUUGUAAAACAAGCAGCUGUCUAUUACUGGUUAUACUUAUUUACUUAUGCAUUGUUAAUUUUAUGACCAGCCUAAAUAUUCUGGGGAAGUAGGGUAUAAUAUUUAAUGAACCAUGAUUCAGAUUGUGCCAUUACAUUUUUCAGUACAGCAUGGUAACUAACACUACGUUAGACUAACAUAUUAAAAUCUGGAUGAGAAGUUUAAUGUUAGUGCUGGUCAUAUUACUUUUUGUUUAGACUCUUUGCUCAUUCUUGAACUAUAUUUGUUUAAAGCAUGCAUACAAACUUAUGUAUUGAAAUAUACUUUUUUAAAAAUCCAAGAUGCUUCCAAUUUGUUGUAAUCUUUACCUGGAGUAUUCUCACUAAAGUCUAUUAC
Molecule: messenger RNA, 2249 nt
Organism: Nothoprocta perdicaria
Lineage: Eukaryota; Metazoa; Chordata; Aves; Tinamiformes; Tinamidae
Gene: ABI1
Product: abl interactor 1
Exons: 13
Coding region: 89-1678 (529 amino acids)
Cellular component (GO): intracellular anatomical structure; lamellipodium
Molecular function (GO): cadherin binding; SH3 domain binding
Source: RefSeq, a predicted model, not a curated record